AUGAUGGAGUUGGGCCAGGGCGUGAAGAAGGUCGAGUGGAUCACUGAUUCGAGAUCUCCGCUCUGCGGUACCUUUAUCGUCUACCUGGAGGAUCACACGUUCGGCACGCUUAUGAGAUCACGGUUGAGCAAGGACGAACGUGUUGCGUUCGUAGGAUACCGAGUUCCUCACCCCCUGGAGAACAAGCUAGAGAUCCGUCUACGCUGCAAAGUGGACAGCCCGUUUACUGUCAUGUUGAAUGCACUAUCUACCGUGCGCAGUAACGUGGCACACCUGAAGAAGGUGUACAUGGCAGUGGAUGCGGCUGGAAGCGCUCCGCCGCUCGCGGUUCACGCCAGCUGUGUGGCCUUUGCGAGGCGACUGGAGGUGUGCUGGGUGCAAUCUCUGCAGGGGAAGGCUGGAGUGGACGUUGAGGACUGGAAAGUUUGUAUCAGUCCACAAGUGGAGCCGAAGAUCAGUACCACGUACAUAACUGCCUUGGAUGUGUGCACGGCGCCCAGCACUCUCAGCAAGUAUCGCUUUGUCGUAGCGCUGGGAUACGCCAAUGGCACGAUCUGUCUUUCCGGAGUGGACGCCGCUGGAGACUUCCACAUAGUAUCGCAUAAUGACAAGAACAAGGCUAAGGUGCUUCACCUGGAGGUUCAAGUCGACGUUGAGGCGGAUAAAAAGGGUAAAGCGGCGCUCCACAGCUUCGCGCUGCUUGAGGGCGGUACCAUCGUACGUUUUGCCUGGGACACCCUGGAGCAGAGCCACGUAGAGUGCGGCGACGGUAUUAUCGGAUUACGUGCCAGCUUAGCCCAUGGCGUGAUUGCGCAGUACGCAAAAGACCGCAUGGUGCUGAGAGGUCUGGAUACGGACAGUACGUUGAAGACCUUCGAGAAUGUUGGCAGUGACACUUGGGGAGAAUGGGCGCUGGGCUUCCAUCCUCAGCAACGGUUGUUGGCGUUUGCGGGUGCGAAUGCUGUCCGCUACACGGCCGCUCCGCGCUGGGAGAUCUACCAGUUCGGCGACGGCGUGGUGCAUUCGGAGCCAAUAUCCUGCCUGCAAUUCAUCACCCUUGGCGAGAUAGUGGCUCUGCUCACCGCCAGUAGAGACAACAUCGCAGUGUGGGAUUUUGAUGCCCAAUCUGUUCUGUACCGGCGAAGCGGAUGCGAGUUCAGGUUGUGUGCCCUUACUGACCUUGGAGAAAAGGAGGUCAACCUGGCAAUCUUGGGCAACGUUUAUGACAAAAAGCCGUGGACCGUCACUCGUCUGUCACUCCCUGCCGAUGACCGCAUGGAGGAAGUAGGAGGAAAACGCCCCGCCGAAUCCAGUUCAUCUUCGAAAAGCGCUGGCGCCCAGGGAAACAAGCGAUUUCGUCGGAUGGUGGAUGACAUGGCCGAAGACGCUGGUGACGUUGCAGAGGAUGAAGGUGACCUCUUUGACGGCGUGGACCAUGUCGACGUCGAUGCCGAAAAGCCAGAGGUGCCAGCAUCUCCAUCGGAGCGCCGCCGCCGCAACGCAGACGUAUUUGACAUGCUUAAUGACGAAUCGAGCAUGGCGCUGAUGGAGGACAUCGAGCGGCUCAAACGGCGCGUGGCGCAACUUGAGAGGCGGUCGGAGGCGAGGUACAAUCUUACACCUGGUUCAUGUCCAGCGCCACAUGAUGAGUCUUCGCAGUGGCUCAUGUAUUGGGACGAUGGAGGGCAGAUCACCAAACAAGGUACGGGAGACUCGACAACUCUGCACGUCCAUCUUUACUCGGGUCCUAACGCCGGUUACGUACAGAAGCAUGACAGUCACAACUGUCACACUGCCGCGCUCUGCGGUAGGGCCUUGGUUACCGGCAGCGAGUUGGCUCUGGAAAACGACCCCCAAGGGCUGUUGACCGUCUACAACCUGGGCACCAACGAAAUCUGGCAGCGCCGCCUGAGGCACGAAAGAAUCGCCUCAGUGGCUGUUUCUGAUGAAUUUGUGGCGGUGCUGGGAGACGGAGUGCUCUACAUCUUCUCCUUUGCGGGUAGCAUGUUGGGGGUGUACCGCCUGAAGGGGGCACCGGUCGGCCUAGCUGCCAAAGGCAACAUGUUGGCCGUGAUUUCGGAGUGCUCCAGCAACCCUAAAUCGUCCACGGUAUACUCCACGCGUCUGUUGUGGGUGAACGGUCUACGCGGUCUUGCCCGAAAUUCCUUGAACCGCGUGGUGGACCUUUACGACGACGUGCUCGUGUUGCCGCCUAAUCGGCAUGUAUCGUGGCUAAGCAUUUCCGACCAACUUAACCUGUGGGUGGGCGAUUCAUCUGGUGAGUUCCUAGACAAAGUCAUUUCAUAUCGCACAGGCCAGCUGAUGUCGCUGGUGCCAGCCAUGGCGAGCUUCCACAAGCUAGGCGGCGUGUCUUUCGAAUGGGUGCCGUCGCUGCACCUCGCAGACCUGGGUGGUGAGAGCUCGUCGGAGGAGAAGAGCAAUCGCAUAAGGGCGUUCCCGCUCUACGUAAACGAGCAAAAGCUGUGCUACAUCCGCCUGAAAGAGGGCGAACGGUACCCUCACAGUCAUGCACCUGUGAACUUCUUGGGGUACACGCUGCGUAAGGCUCCGUUGCGUAUCGAGGGCGCGAGCGGCGCUUACAUGCCGUUUAACAAGUUCUAUUCGGUGAUGACACGCGACCCGAAACUAAAGGAGGUUGGCCCCGCUGGUAUCGUAGAGGACGUGGCUGCCAUCCCCUGGCAGCAGUAUGACGAGAUGCGCCACUCACUGACGCUGCAGGGGGCUCAACUCGAGCUGUUGAUGCAGCUGCAGCAGGCGUAUGGAUUCUGGUUCCGUGAUGCUGAGCGUGUGACCCAGAAGGCUGCGACAUCGAUGGGAAACGUCGAACUGGUUCACGACAAGUGGCUGUUGCGUAUGUUGCGCAAGGUUAAAGGCCAACGCCAGGACGGAAAUGUACUCUACGAUGUGCUGCGCAUGAUCCGCUACCAGCGUUGCUUGGACACUGCAGCUGAAAUCAUGUCGGAUCAGAUGGACGGUCGCCAGAGGCGGGUUUUGCGUGAGGCGGCGAUGCUGCUGGCCAACGGGCCGAACCGGGACUUCUUGUUCCCAUCUCGCGAGAACAAGGCACCUGAGGCCAAUGACACGCAGCAGCCCAGCGCCGGCGUCGAACCUGAUUCCGGGAGAGGCGUGCAUGACGUGACUGUCCUCAAUAGGACAGUGACACACGAUAAGGAUACUGCGCCCGUCAGCGUCCCUGCACCGGGUAAGGCUGUGGCGCCGCCCGCUGCACCCAAGCCGAAUGCACCGGCCAAGCCCGUGCAUGAUGGUUUCGUUGAAGUCGACGGGAAGCCAGAGGAUAAGUCGAACUGGAUGGAACAGGUGUUCCACCCAUGA
This is a messenger RNA of Babesia ovata, 3354 nucleotides long. RefSeq names its product DNA-directed RNA polymerase. The transcript is spliced from 12 exons. The record is from RefSeq and is a predicted model, not a curated record. Bases 1 to 3354 code for a protein of 1117 amino acids. Gene Ontology annotation, molecular function: protein dimerization activity; chromatin binding. NCBI's taxonomy places the organism in Eukaryota, Apicomplexa, Aconoidasida, Piroplasmida, Babesiidae. Gene Ontology annotation, cellular component: nuclear replication fork; RNA polymerase II, core complex. Gene Ontology annotation, biological process: transcription by RNA polymerase II; mitotic cell cycle; DNA-templated DNA replication.